Messenger RNA from Cooperia oncophora, 417 nucleotides. The record is from the annotation of a GenBank genome assembly. Lineage: Eukaryota; Metazoa; Nematoda; Chromadorea; Rhabditida; Trichostrongylidae.
AUGACCAUACAUUUCGAGGAACGACUCAUCCGCUAUGUGACGUGUACCUGCGCACUGAUCGCAACAGUGGCAUGUGGUAUCGUGAUGCCGUUGUUCCUCAUGGAAAUGCGCGCUAUACAAGAUACGGUCCUGGAAGGUGUUCACGAUUUCCGAACCGAUACUGAUUCAGUAUGGUUGGAUCUGAUGUGGCUUCAGAAUUCAUUGAUUACGUCAUCGUCGGAUGACGUGACGCCACUGUCCCGACUCAAACGGCACACUUACGGCAAACUUCCAAGCUGGUGCCAUUGUCAACCGAUCAGAGUUGUUUGUCCACCCGGUCCUGCGGGUCCUCCGGGACGUCCCGGACCACCUGGACCACCUGGGCUUCCUGGCAUUCCCGACAAGUUGUUAUUUAUGGACAGUUCAAGUGGUGCUUAA